Molecule: messenger RNA, 3462 nt
Organism: Aspergillus mulundensis
Lineage: Eukaryota; Fungi; Ascomycota; Eurotiomycetes; Eurotiales; Aspergillaceae
Product: DEAD/DEAH box helicase
Exons: 1
Coding region: 1-3462 (1153 amino acids)
Molecular function (GO): ATP binding; ATP-dependent chromatin remodeler activity
Source: RefSeq, a predicted model, not a curated record
AUGGUUCCUCCACACUUCAUGGAGUCAUCGUCUCCGCCCAACACUUCUGCGGAUAGUGUUGGCGUGAAGUUCACAUCUGCAACUUCAUCCACUCCCGAGUCUUUGAUAGGUACUCCGAAGACCGAGAUGGCGCUUUUGCUCGAGAACUUGGACUCGUUUAUUGCUGUGGGUGUUUUAGAGCAGGGUGAUCCUGGAUUUCCUGCUGCCGAACUCGCUACCUUGGAAAAGCACAAAUGGAUACGAACCACCGUUCACGAAGGCCAACACGACCUCCAAACUCGCUAUGUUCGUGUCUAUGUUUUGCCUGAUGAUGUUGGGCGGAAGUUUAUACCGCGCUCCAGCGCCCCACUUAGAAGAGCGCUGAAAGCCGUCAUGUUGAGAGUGGAUCCUUCGGCUAAGGCUUGGACUGGGGAAGGACGAUCUGGUGAAAAGAUAGUGGACCUCUCUUCUGUGAGUGCCGAUGACGAGUCUCUAUGGUAUAUCUUCAAUACUCUUCAGGAUCCCAGCCCUGAUGUGGAGACGAUCCGGGACCCAUAUGCCAAGCAAGCCAUGCAGGAUAUACUAUCAAUCUCCGCUCUUGACCAGGCCGACGAUGAGGAAGGCCAGAUGUAUACCGGCGUUCUUGGACUCAAAACAUCACUAUAUCCUUACCAGCGACGUUCUGCUGCUACCAUGAUCCAGCGAGAAGUACAACCUCAUCAGAUGUUGGAUCCGCGCCUUCAGUCAUGUACAAGUCCAACUGGCCGGGAAUACUACUACGACAGGGAGAAAGGCAAGAUCGUGCGGGAGAGAACACUGUAUUCGGAGGCUUGUGGGGGAAUACUUGCGGAAACCAUGGGUUGCGGCAAGACUUUGAUUUCUCUGACUGUGAUUCUAGCUACCCGUGGCCACUUUCCGCAGAUACCUCUCGAACAUCAAUCUAUACGGAUUCCCAAGAGACCUCGAACCGGUAGCCUUCUGGACAUGGCGGCGGCGACCGCAGGUCGGUUGUCUUUACCCUGGAAAGCCCAUUUUGAUCAUUUUAGCCAAACGGGAGAAGUUUACGAUCGGUGUAUCAAGGCUUGCGAGGCCAACCGUGGCUCAUAUAUCAUUCGUCCGCCUGCAGGGAGAUACUCUGGUCGCACGCCUGUGGAAUACCCUCGCCUCCAUCUUUGCUCUGGGACUCUAAUCAUCGUACCACCUAAUCUGCUCGACCAUUGGGUGAGCGAAAUUGCCACACAUACUGAGGGUCUGAAGGUUCUCACGUUGCGGAGCGGCGCAGACCUGACGCCGCCUCCUGAGGAUCUCUUCCCCUAUGACAUUGUCCUUUACUCGAGAACUCGAUUUGAGAAAGAGGCGGAGGACUCUAGCGAAAAGGGCCGAAACCAGCCUUCCCCGUUGACAAAGCUUCAUUGGCUUAGGGUUAUUGUUGAUGAAGGACACAACGUCGCCGGCCACGGACACAAGACGACCAUGUCGCAUCUUCUCGAUCAGAUUCGCGUGGAGAGACGUUGGGUCGUGUCUGGUACUCCGUCUAACGGACUGUAUGGGGUUGAAGUCAGUCUGGCUUCCCAGGAAACACACACGACCGAUACAGAUUUGACCGAGGCAACCACUGCUGUGCUUCGCGGAAGGAAGAAGACUGGAAAGGGUGUGGAUAGCGAACUAAAGGAUAUUGACAAGCUGCGUCUAAUCGUCGUUCACUUCUUGGGUCUCAAGCCCUGGUCUAAUUCGAGGAGUGACGACCCUGCUGACUGGACAACGUACAUGAAGCCCGUGGGACCAGACGGGAGGCGGCGAAAGGCGCCAUCUCUUCGCGCAACCUUACAAGGCCUGGUUGUGCGCCAUCAGUUGGACGUCAUUCACCGUGAAAUUCCUCUGCCCCGGCUGCAUAAUAAGGUGGUCCAUCUUGAGCCGACAUUCUACGAUAAACUGAGUCUGAACUUGUUCAUCUUCAUUCUUGCCGUUAACGCGGUCACAUCGGAGCGACAAGACAUAGAUUAUAUGUUCCAUCAACGCAAUAGAAAGCAUCUUGGCCGCGUCAUCAGCAAUUUGCGACAAGCUGGGUUUUGGUGGGCAGGAACCGACUUCGAGUUACAAGCAACGGUCGAAGUCGCUACUAAUUACCUUGAGAAGAACCGGAACACAAUGACCGAAGCCGACAUCGCACUACUCACACAAGGAGUAAAGAUAGCUCGAACAGCGCUUGAUUCUGGCAGCUGGAAUGGCUUCAAGAACAUGCAUGAACUGGGGGUCUUUGUCGCCGGUUUUCCGUCGGAGGCCCGAGGCUUUUGGGCAUUAGAUCCCGUUCAAUUCCAGCGCGAGCCUCUCUUGCUUGGGAUAUCACAAGCUCGUCUCGCCCAGCAGUUUGUAACGAAGCAUCUCCGAGCGUCCGAUCCAGCUGAAGGAUUAUCAGGCGCUGGCAUCAAGAUCCGAAGGGAAUUGUCUCGACGCGAAGGAUUUGACGCCUCCACUGCUGCCCCCCAAAAAACCACACCAGAGAGUCCGGUGAAGCGCAAAGCGAAAGAGACCUUCCUGAAGGGUCUAUACGCGGAGUUGCCAUCUGACUCGCCGCUCACACAAACCAAGCUAAUCGCCACUGCGUCAGCCAAACUAACGUAUCUGCUGGACCAGGUUCAAGAGCACCAGAAGGCUGAGAAAAUCAUCAUCUUUUACGACAACAACAACUCUGCAUACUGGAUCGCCGAAGGCCUCGAACUCUUGGGGAUCGACUUCCGGAUUUACGCCAACACCUUGAAGCCAUCGCUUCGUGAGGAAUAUCUAACCCUGUUCCGCGAAUCAGAACAAGUUCGUGUGCUUCUCAUGGAUCUCCGCCAGGCCUCGCAUGGUCUGCACAUCGCACACGCCUCGCGAGUCUAUAUAGUCAAUCCUAUAUGGCAGCCAAACGUCGAGUCCCAGGCCAUCAAGCGUGCCCAUCGCAUUGGACAAACCCGUCCAGUAUUUGUCGAAACCCUCGUCCUCCGCGACACCCUCGAGGAUAAGAUCCUCCAGCGCCGAAAAGCCAUGGCUGAGACCGAGAUUCAAAGUGAUCUUCUCGACGAUUAUACCAUGAGCUCGAUCAUCCAGCAGGAGCCUUUCAUUCCCAUGCCCUGCUGCGAAGACUACACGUCCCUUGCUUUCCUCCGCCACCCCGCCGGUUUCUUCGACAGACACCGUUUACCAAUCCCAGAUAGCGCCGAACUAGUUCCGGGUCCGGCGACGGAAGCGGAAGUGGAAGUCGAAAAAUACAAGCUCCCCAUAACGCCGGUGAAGCGCAGGCACAGUACCACCAAAACUUCACCUGGCAAUAAGGGUGUUGCAAUUCUGGAACCGGAUAUUCUGUCACCCUCGUCAAAGAGACGGCGGACGUCACCACGUCCACAGUUUCUCGAUCCGAAUGGGAUAAUCAUGGAAUCGCCGAGUCCGGGAAGGAGCAUUUCUCCUGCCUACGUUACCUUGUUCAACUUGACUCCGAGUCCGUAG